AUGGAUGAUCAUGAGAAAAAUCACACUUGCAAGCUGUGUGGAAAAGAAUUCCCAUGUGGUAGGUCCUUGGGAGGCCACAUGAGGUCUCACAUGAUCCUCAUUUCAUCUUCAUCUUCUCAUCAUCAUCAUCACAAAAAACUCCGGUUUCUUUCUAACCGAAAACCCGUCAAGAAUCCAAAGAAAGCAAACAAAUCCUCAAGCCCAAGUGAAGUAUAUAAUUCUUCACUUCAAGAAAGUCUCUGCAAGAACAAAGGUACUUCAUCUUCUUUAACCGAUGCUUCGAAUUAUUCCCCGCCCAUUUCUGAUAUUAUCAAUCAGCAAGAACAAGAAGAGGUUGCUUUGAGUUUGAUCAUUCUUUCUCGGGACAAAGGCGAUUGGGAUUGCUCGGUUGAUCCCAUUUUUGAAUUUUCGAACAAUAGUUUAGAGCUCGAAAAAGCAAGAAAUGGCUCCAAAACAAGAAAAUUAGAAGUCUUUGAUGAUUUAGGGAAAGAAAGCGAAUUCAAAUGCUGGGAUUGCAAAAAGGCCUUCUCUUCGUACCAAGCUUUAGGAGGGCACAGGGCAAGUUACAAGAAGUUCAAUGGCUGUUGUGGCCCAAAAAGUAAUAAGGUUUCGUUUGGAUCGAACGGAAAUAAAGAUAAAAAGGCACACGAGUGUUCGGUUUGCUACAAAGUUUUCUCUUCUGGGCAGGCGUUAGGCGGGCACAAGAGGUCUCAUAUUGUCUUAGCCGAAAAAAACGAUAAAGUUCGGAACUUUUUCGAUCUCAACUUGUCUCCUGAAGAUGAAGAAGAAGAGUGCAAUGGUUUUGUGUUUGCAUAG
Molecule: messenger RNA, 816 nt
Organism: Striga asiatica
Lineage: Eukaryota; Viridiplantae; Streptophyta; Magnoliopsida; Lamiales; Orobanchaceae
Source: the annotation of a GenBank genome assembly